AUUACCAAAUUAACUGGCUCAAACAACUCUUCGUUUUUCACAAUCGCACGGAAAGAACUAUUUCAUAGCAAAAAUGGGGCCCACAAAAGUGCCAAGAAAAUACUCACUGUCAUCACAGAUGGGCAGAAGUACCGAGACCCCCUGAAUUACAGCGAUGUCAUCCCCCAGGCGGAGAAAGCUGGGAUUAUCCGCUACGCCAUCGGGGUGGGAGAUGCUUUCCAGGAGCCUGAUGCCAGGCGGGAGCUGAACACAAUCGGCUCAAUGCCCUCACAGGACCAUGUGUUCAAGGUGGGCAACUUUGCAGCCCUUGGCAGCAUCCAGAAGAAGCUGCAGGAGAAGAUCUUUGCAGUGGAAGGAACCCAAUCAAAGACAAGCAGCUCCUUUCAGCAUGAGAUGUCCCAGGAAGGCUUCAGUGCAGUUUUCACAAUGGAUGGACCCGUCCUGGGGGCUGUCAGGAGCUACAGCUGGUCUGGAGGUGCCUUCCUGUACCCCCCAAAGGGGAGCCAGCGGAGCAGGUGGCAGUGUGAGGCUCUUCUCCGUGGGGAGCAGGGCCAUCCCUGGGGCCGCUUUGGGGCAGCCCUGACAGUGCUGGGGGACGUGAAUGGGGACAAGCUGACAGACGUGGCCAUCGGGGCUCCUGGAGAGGAGGAGGACCGGGGCGCCGUUUAUGUGUUUCAUGGCGUCUCAGGACUGGACAUCAGCCGGUCCCACAGCCAG
Messenger RNA from Fukomys damarensis (Damara mole-rat), 717 nucleotides. Its product is annotated as integrin alpha-D-like. Gene Ontology annotation, molecular function: integrin binding. The annotation marks the transcript as partial. Gene Ontology annotation, biological process: cell adhesion mediated by integrin; cell-matrix adhesion; integrin-mediated signaling pathway. The record is from RefSeq and is a predicted model, not a curated record. NCBI's taxonomy places the organism in Eukaryota, Metazoa, Chordata, Mammalia, Rodentia, Bathyergidae. Gene Ontology annotation, cellular component: external side of plasma membrane; integrin complex. The transcript is spliced from 6 exons.